AUGCCCGCCCUGCCGAAAACAUACAAGACUUGGGUGAUCGCGUCGGUAGGCGCGCCCCUGGAGCUCCGAGAGGUUGAGUUGAAGCUACCCGGGCCAGGAGAAAUCUUGGUCAAGGUUCGCGCGUGUGGUGUUUGUUUCACGGAUGUUGCGGUCCAGAAGGGUGAACUGGGUGACAACCUCUUCCCCCGCGUGCCCGGUCAUGAGAUUGUUGGCGAUAUUGUUGCCAUUGGGGAGGGAGUCCAAGGGUUGUCGCUCGACCAACGAAUCGGCGGAGCAUGGCUCGGAGGCCACGACAACGUCUGUCGGUCAUGCCGUCGCGGGCUCUUCCAAGCCUGCAGCAAUGCUGUAUACAACGGAGCCAGCCGCGACGGUGGCUACGCUGAGUACGUCUUGCUUCGGUCCGAAGCGGCUGUUCCCGUUCCCAAGGACAUGGACCCUGCUGAUGCCGCGCCGUUACUUUGCGCCGGGCUAACCGUCUUCAACGCCAUUCGGAAGGCGCACAUUGAGCAGGGGAACUUGGUAGCGAUUCAAGGUAUUGGUGGUCUGGGUCAUAUGGCUAUUCAGUACGCUCGCAAGAUGGGCUACAAGGUUGCCGUUCUCAGCUCCAAUGCCUCCAAGAAAGAUUUGGCGCUGGAGCUCGGCGCCCACGAGUACAUUGAUACUGGCUCGGAGGAUGCGGUAAAAAGGCUCCAGGGACUGGGUGGUGCAGCGCUCAUUCUCGCCACUGCGUCUCAUGGCAAGGCUGUUACCCCACUGACCGCUGCGCUGCAACCAGCCGGAAAGAUGCUCCUCGUGUCCCCUUCCGGUGCCAUGGAGUUCAACACGAACGAUCUCAUCAUGGGAACUUCCGCAAUCCAAGGCUGGCUCACGGGUAAUGCCCUAGAUGCUGAGGAUACGAUCGACUUUGCCCAGACAUUUGGUGUCAAGUGCAUGAUCGAGCGGUUCGCCUUUCAGGACGCCCCAAAAGCAAUGGACUACAUGGUAUCAGGCGCUGUUCGGUUCCGCAGUGUGUUGGUAUUCGACUGA
Aspergillus bombycis is the source of this 1026-nucleotide messenger RNA. RefSeq names its product alcohol dehydrogenase. Gene Ontology annotation, molecular function: oxidoreductase activity; zinc ion binding. The record is from RefSeq and is a predicted model, not a curated record. Bases 1 to 1026 code for a protein of 341 amino acids. The transcript is spliced from 2 exons. Lineage: Eukaryota; Fungi; Ascomycota; Eurotiomycetes; Eurotiales; Aspergillaceae.